Molecule: messenger RNA, 543 nt
Organism: Miniopterus natalensis
Lineage: Eukaryota; Metazoa; Chordata; Mammalia; Chiroptera; Miniopteridae
Gene: LEP
Product: leptin
Biological process (GO): energy reserve metabolic process; response to insulin; negative regulation of appetite by leptin-mediated signaling pathway
Cellular component (GO): extracellular region
Molecular function (GO): peptide hormone receptor binding; hormone activity
Source: RefSeq, a predicted model, not a curated record
AGGCCCAAGAAGCACAUCCGGGAGGGAAAAUGCGUUGCGGACUCCUGUGCCAAUUCCUGUGGCUUUGGCCCUAUCUGUUCUGUACAGAAGCUGCGCCCAUCCAAAAAGUCCAGGAUGACACCAAAACCCUCAUCAAGACGAUUGUCACCAGAAUCAAUGACAUUUCACACACGCGGUCAGUCUCCUCCAAACAGAGGGUCACCGGUUUGGACUUCAUUCCUGGGCUCUACCCUGUCCUGAGUUUGUCCAAGAUGGACCAGACAUUGGCGAUUUACCAACAGAUCCUCACCAGCCUGCCUUCUGGAAAUGUGCUCCAAAUAUCUAAUGACCUGGAGAACCUCCGGGACCUUCUCCGCCUGCUGGCCUCCUCCAAUAGCUGCCCCUUCCCCCGGACCAGGGGUCUGAAGACCUUGGAGGGCCUGGGUGAUGUCCUGGAAGCUUCACUCUAUUCCACAGAGGUGGUGGUCCUGAGCAGGCUGCAGGGGUCUCUGCAGGACAUGCUACAGCAGCUGGACUUCAGCCCUGGGUGCUGAAACCUUGAAG